Molecule: messenger RNA, 9272 nt
Organism: Wasmannia auropunctata (little fire ant)
Lineage: Eukaryota; Metazoa; Arthropoda; Insecta; Hymenoptera; Formicidae
Product: SAM and SH3 domain-containing protein 1-like
Exons: 15
Coding region: 2093-5368 (1091 amino acids)
Molecular function (GO): protein binding
Source: RefSeq, a predicted model, not a curated record
GCCGUGUGCCGCGUCGCGGUAGUGUCGUGCAGGUAGUGGCACCGUUUUCGCGCGUUCCGUCGAGCCACGACGAUGACGUCUUCCUCGUUCUGACUAUGAGCGACGCGCGCUCAUCGCGAACAUCACCGGGCACGUUCACCCCGCCGUCGUCGUCGUCAUCGUCGUCGUUGUCGUCGCCGUUUAUUUCGACUCGCACGCGGGCCGAUCGGGCAAGCCGCGCGCGUCAGGGAUACCAACGCACUCUCGUCGCUCGUUGCCGCCGCCGCCGCCGCCGUGGUUUUUCGGCCCUUCGAAAUCUUACGAUCGCCGCUCGACCGGACGGAUCGUUUCGCCGGUUUCGCGUCCCCCAACGUCCGUUCGUGUGCGCAAAAGGGGGAAACUUCAACGCGUGGAAUAGCCGACCGUGACCGUCGCGAGUGACUGCACGAAGUUCUACGAAGGAAGAAGCCGCCGCAGUUUUCGAAGAAACGUCGUCGCGAGAGCGCCGGCAGUUCGCAGUGCACGAGCGGACGUGCUCCGAUUUUCGUUUUGUCGUUCGUUCAGCGUGAGCCCCUAAUCCUUCAUCGGAGAAUCGACUAGCCGCGGAGCGAACGACUCGUUUGAUCUGUCGCGUGAAUGAGUGACCGUGGCGCGAGUUUCAAAAUCGCUAGCAAUAGGAAGCGAACGGAGGGGUCGGUCGCGCCGACGACGUUGCCAAGUCUCGUGCUUUUUUAAACCGGAGCAGACCCGUCCACGUCGUCCGUCUUCAUCGAGAUCCCCGACGUCGAUCUCGCGUUGAUCUACGAUCGUCUUCCAUUUGAAGAAGAAGAGGAACGUCUGGAUUCGACGGCAGGAUUUUACACGGGAUUUUCGCUCGCGGACCUUCGCGAGUCCUCGUCGACGAUCAUCGCUCCGGAUUUAUUCCCGGAGUCUCCCUCGGAUCGAGACCGUCAAUCUGGGUUCGUCUCACUUUAUCACGAUAAGUACAGGCGCGGAAAUAGCGCGUCAUUCCCGGCAUCGAUCGCCGAUCGUCGCGAUUCCGGCGACGCGGAUCAGCUGAUAACCUCUCGCGUGCGCGUGCGACGGUGUAAUUCCAGCGAUUCGAAGUUCUUUCUUUUGCGUGCGCGUAAAUAAACCGAUCGCUCGCAAACCGAAGUAAAUCGCGUCGUCGAGUGGCAAAGUGCCGGAUUAGAUUCCGCCGCCAAGAUCGCGGUUCGCGAAGAGGAGCAAAAGGUGCGCGAGACGCGACGGGAUUUAUCGAGGAUAUAUACGCUCGAGGCUGCUGUCGUACGUGCGCCGGCAAGAACUGACUCUUCCGCGCGCGUGUGUGUGUAUAUAUAUAUAUAUAUGUGUGUGUGUGAUCCCUCUAAAUUUUCCCCCGAAUUUCUUUUCCCCGCCUAUGUUUCUCGCGUCGCGCGAAGAUAGAACGAGAUCCGACGCGAUUCGCCCUCCGGCUUUCCGCAGUGACGCUCCGCCUUUGCGUCUUUCCGCAAGAAUCCGCUCGCGGAAACGGACGAGGGGGCACAUCUCGACGGCUGCACAUCGCCGAGACGACGUCCUGAGCGAGAGGGGAGGAGACAGAAGGGAAGAGAACAGCGCCGCCGAUCUCGAGACUGUCACCCGUGUAUCCCAUGAUGAUCCGAAGAGCGGUACAUGUCAAACGGCGAACGUGACCGCCGCAAACUACCUCCCUCCCCCGUCGACGCCCCGCGUGUUCCAGGGUCGUCGGCGAGACGACCCUCGUUAAUACCGCAGCCGAUCGUGAGAGGAGAAUGUCGCGCUAGAGGGGGAUCCGAUUUACUUGCUGAAUCGAUCGAAUUUCGACGAUCCUCGGCCCUCGCGCGCCUCGAUGGACGUUACGUUGUCGUCUGGAGGGCGGCCUCGCGGGAUGGUAGUAGCCGCCGCCGACGAGUGCACCGGAUAAUAAAGCGGGAUCGUCGUGAAACGGGAUCGUCAAGAGGAAGCGGGCCAGGAGGGGGAAAGACGUGGUUUUGAAGAGAAGCAAACGAGCGGGGGCGUAGUCGGGGCCCACGCGCGUGAACAACGUGAGAGAGAGAGAAAGAGAGAGAGAGAGAGAGAGAGGGAAAGAGAAAGAGAAAGAAAAGACGUCAAGAUGACCAUGGCAAGUAACAUCGUGGUCGAGUGGCUGCGGUCGCUCCACCUCGGCCAGUACUCGGAGUCGUUCAUCGAUAACGGCUACGACGACCUUGAGAUCUGCAAGCAGAUCGGCGAUCCGGAUCUCGACGCGAUCGGCGUCUUCAAUCAGAAGCACCGGGCGCGCCUGCUGCAGUCGGUCAAGACCCUACGCGAGGAAGGCGCCGCGAGUGUGUACUUCACGCUGGAGGAGACGAACGACAACAGCUGCGACAACAUCAGCUCCAAGUCGUCGAGGACGUCGUCCGACCGGCCACCCAGCGACAAGGAGGCGCAGCGUGCGUCGCCCACGGCCAGCUCCUCCAGCGGCGGUCAGGAGCUGACGAAGUUCGCGGACGAGUACGAGGAGGGCAAGGCCGAGCUGGUGAGAAUUCCCCGGAUGCAACUGAGGAUGCUGCUGCAGGAGAAGCUGAGACACGACGGGAUCAGGCUGGCCUGCCAACCGUACACCACACCGGAGGGCGAGAGGGGGUAUUUGGAAGGACUCGCCUCGAGAUAUGCAGACCUCUUCAGGACGCAUUACGGGGAUGUUCUUGAGCCGCUCGAAGAGCUACGCCGGCGAGAAACAAACGCUUCCGCCCGAAUGCCCAACACUCAGCUCACCACCAGUCAUUCACAGCCCAUUUACGUGCCCGGAAAAUACUCGCCCUCGAGCUGCCUCAGCGACAAGGAGGAGGACGAAAUCUAUGGCUUCGGAUAUGGGGUCUUCAGCAGGCAGAUGCUCCAACAUCGACAGCAGAAGCUCGCGCUCGCAACACAAAACACGACUGCCGCAGUGACACCGGGUGGACCUCAGGCAACCUAUCAAAGUUGUCUGAGCCCGAGAUCUGCGUUCUUCUACGAGUUCCCUCCUAACGAGCAAGGACAAAACACGAGCAAGAAGAAGACGACGUUUUCGAGGUUGCUGCGAGGACUGAAGACGCACAGAAAAGAGAAACAAGGCCAGGCGCAAGGCUCCCCCAGGCAUGGUCGCGCGAGGAUGGGCGUUCCUCAAAGAGUAGACACACCUGACAGUGUUCUGCAAAGCGGUUUGGGUCUCGGACCCGAUAUGGGACACACGAUUCUUCGUUCGAUGGUGGAUCCUCGAGAUUACGAUCGACUGAGAUACCUGCAGAUGAACGGCAGCCAACCAAAUAGUUUCGAAGAAACCAUUCACAGGCUGAAAGUUCAAGAGGCGCUGCGAAAGAAAGAGCGGUUUCACAAAGAGCACGAGGAGAUACUGAGGGAUAUCCGGCAGGGUUUAAUGCAGCUAGGACGAGACGGACGGGGUCAGCUCCCUGGGGAUGAUACGUACAUGUACGACGAAGACGCGCGGUGCGGAGGCGCAGGUGGUUUAGGUCCCGGGCCAGGCGGUCAUUGGUACGACGAACCACCUUACGAGUCGGAUCCCGAAGACUUCCUUAUGGGAGCUAGCGGCGGCCCGGUACCCACCGCGACUAUCCAGAAUGGAAGGGUGUGUUUCACGCUGAAUAUGAGACCGGAGAACCGAGGCGAGGGUGUGAUCUCUCUUCGAACAGCCGGCGAUAUCAGUUUGCCGCGCGAUCGCUCGAGGAAAGGUGCAACAUCGACGAUGCGAGGUCUCAUUGUUCCUCAGGGUCACAAUAAUCCGCCGACGAUCAUACCCUUAACGCAUUCGAGGGCUUCUCGUGAGAGCGGAGAUUACGCGAGUAGCGACGUGCAGAGUCGGAGUAGCGGCGAGGAGGGACUGUCGCCGAGCCAGAGUAGCGACUACGAAGAUCAAGAAGAACUCGAGAGUCAACACUCGGCCGCCGUGCAUACAUCGGAGGCCAGCGCGCUGCUCGAGGGCGACGCCAGGGCGGGUAUCGCAGGCCGCGCGAGGAAUUUAAGGCACGACGUGCAGCGAAAGAUCUCGAGGCUGCGCCAGGAUCGCGCGUCCUCGGAGGCGUUCCCGUGCAGCGCGAGCAGCGUCGAGAGCCUGCCGAGCGGCAGCGGAUCGAGCACGCAGGCCCUGGUGCGCGCGGGAAGCAAUCACAGCUCGAUAUCCUGCGAGGACAGAGACGCCGUCAGCCCGACGUCCAUCGGCCCGGUCCUGUGUCGGGCGAGGGCGCUCGUGGAUUACACGCCCAGUCCUUACGACAAGGACGCGUUGAAGUUCAAGAAGGGAGACGUAAUCGAUGUGGUACAGAUGAACAAGAGCGGGCUGUGGAAGGGCGUCGUACACAACAGGAUAGGCCACUUCAAGUUCAUAAACGUCGAGAUACUGAACGACAGGGUGCCCAGGCGGGGGGAACCGGAGCGGGGCAAGUGGGGUCAGAGAUACAGGCAGAAGCCGGGUUCCGUUCAAGAGCUCUUGCAGAGAAUGAAUCUUCAGGAACAUAUUCCAGUUUUUGUGCUGAACGGAUACGAGGAUCUGGAGCUCUUCAGGGAGUUAGAGGCGGCGGAUCUGGACUAUUUGCGUAUACAUCAACCCGAGCAUCGUGCCAAGAUACUCACCGCCGUGCAACUCCUACACGAUCUUCAGUCGGGCAGCGAGGGUGACCUGGCCUCGAGUUCAGAGGGCGACGAGGUCAGUCGUCUGGUCUUAACCUCCGGCCAGACGUCCGGCCACUGUUCCCCGUUUAACCGACGCCAGUUCCCACGGGACUCCGGCUGCUACGACGCGCACAAGAAUACGACCAGUCGGCGGACCAUCAGCCCGGAAUCAACGACGACGUCGACGAAGCUGUCGAGGGAGAACAAUUUGGACGGCGCGACGGCCGUUACGAAGAGCACCGGCGGUGCCGGCGCCACGGACGGCGGUCUGACCGAUGCGAAGGACGACUUCCAUCCCAACAUACCGAUCUCCGGCUCGGUGACGAGCCAGAAGGAGGGCCAGUUCGAGAAGUCGCCGCUACUGCGGGGCGGCAACGUGCGGUACAUCGCGAAGCGGGGCAACUUCGGCGAGACGGUGGUGAUCGAGGACGCCUGCGAGGGCGGCCGCGAGAAGCUGGGCGGCAUGGCCAAGUACAUGGUCGGCGGCGCCAAUGACCUCGGCCUCGAGAGCACCGGCAACGUCACCGGGCUGAGCCAACGCGGUUGCCUCAGCGAGAAGUCCAGCGACUCCGGCGUCAGCUCGUCCAGCAUCAGCUCGGCGCCCCCGCCCAGGGACAAGGUGCUCGCCACCGCCAGCGCCGCGUCGGACUCGCCGACCAAGACCUUCGGCAGCUUCAGCAGAGCGUCGCCGACUUCCCAGGGCGGUAAUAAGAGUCAAAGCAACGACGCGAGUUACCAGUGAGAAACAUCGCAACAGACCGGUAGUCGUGGCGCGACUUUAGCUCGAAGGUAAGAGAGAUACGAGAGAGUUAGGAGGGGGAUCGCGCAAUUAACCGACUUAAUGGAGCGGCCUUAGUUCGGAUUCAAAGGGUUACACGGUCACGAUCGUCUUCAGGCUACCGGUGCCUACGAUUCGUCCACGAGAUUACUUGGGCAAUAUCGGGAUCAACAAUGGGGAAUAUCUCGGGCAUUUUAUAUAUCCAACGAGAAGUAUAUUUCCUGAAAUUAGCGAUCCUGACGAGCGUACUUGGCGAUAAGAUGUCUCUUCCAUUUCGGACGGCUCACAGAGUUGAAGCAAUUUUAUAUCUAACGAAAUUGCUAACGAUACACGUGUAAUAAUAAUCGAUAGUUGUCGCCGUGUCCGCUCGUUGCGAUGAUCAUCGUUGCGCUCAAUCGCAUCUCGAUUUGAAAUAUCUUGCAAAGCAAUAUCUCAUUUCCAUGUUAUUGUUGUUGACAAAGUACCGCGGAAGGGGGGGGGGAAUGGUCUCACUUCGUUUGAUAAUUCUUGUCACGAGCGCGAAAUGGAAAUUCUAAUAUCUCUCGAUGUAAUAUCUCUCCGAUAUUAAUGUCGGGAGGGACAUUUUGUUACUCCGUGUCUCUGGAUGCGCUGCGGCAAGAAUUCCGCGAAACGUGCGAAUUUCUAGCAAUUGUAACAAGGGCUCCCCGGAGCAUCCCGGGCGAAGUUUUCUUCGCGUUCACGUCCCGCGUUUUCGGUCCGUACGAGAUGCAUCUCGAACGGCUGUCUCCGCAUCUCGAAACCGCCAAGUCACAUCGCGCCUCUACGUGUAGCCGUGUAAUUAAUAAUAAGCGAAUACUAUGUGAUACGGUAGCAAUAUAACGAUCGAUUAACAAAUAGGUAGAAAAGAAAAGAAGACAACGGCCGGCGCGGCGACCGUCAUUUGCGUCGCGCGAAUCGUCGUCGCGAUCCGUUACGUACAAUAAAUAAAAAAAAAAGGGAGAGAGGAAAAAAAGAAAACACGAAUGAAGAUCCAAUAUAACGUUAUGCGUCCGUUAGUUUUGAUUUCACGUUUGAUAUUGUCUGCCGGUUUUAUCUUUGUCUGGGACAACCUCGCGAUUAAUCACCGCAAAUGCUAUAUAGCUCGCCCGACGUGCGUUCGUCAAAAACUGCCAGCGUUAUCGAGUAUUCUCGUCUCUCGUUGAACGGCGAUCUCUUAUCUCGUUAUAUUUUGGACUCGCUUUUUUGUAACGUUCGUUCGUAUAGUCUCGCCGCUGAAAGAUGACACGCGCGCGUCGAAACGUGCGCUAAACGAGAUAAUUAUACGAAUCGCGUAACCCCCCGGGACAACACUCGAGACAAACUUUUCGCUUAAUACAAACGCGCGCGAAACUCGUGAGGAUCCACCUUAAGCGGUAACGUGGAGAGGAAAAAAAAAUGCGUAUUAUCACAGGAUGCCUUACGAGCGGUUUUUCACUUACUUAGCUGAUUUACGCGACCUUUCAAUAAUAAAGCCCCCUCCGAUGCUCGACUCGCGCGCGCGAGGAAAUAUAUAUCCCCCCCCACUUACUUUCCACCGUUCGCAUGUAUAAUUUUGUACGGAGUAGCGUGGAGAACCCGCGGAAGUUUCUCCACGUGGAGAGAACGCGGCGCCCCGCGCAUUUUCGCCACUCGGACUUUGCUUACUAUUAACGACCGACAAUCCCCCAUCGUCGACAUGUCAGUUGUUCGACACGAUGGAACAAAGCCUGUACAUGUGUGUAUAUUGACCACGCCACGGGAGGAAAACGUUGAAAGUUACAGAGAUUUUGUAUGUACAUAUAGAUAAAUAUUACGCGUAGGACGAUAACGAAUGUUUUGUAUUGACCUUGCCCCGUUUGCCAAAACUUAAGACUAUAGGCUGUAUACAUAAUGCGAAACACAUUAUAUCGUACCGUUGGAACUUAUGUACAUCUCUUGUAUAGUGUAAAGUCAUAGAUGAAUUUAUGAGACGCGGGAGCGCAAUCAGAGUAAUUCAGGGCUGACGAGACCAGUGUUGUACGCGGGGAGGAGGGAGCCGAGAGAGGCCCGAUGGAUAAUAAUAAAUCGUAAGUAAUAAUUUUAACUGUUACCGAGACGCAGCGACGGCUCGACGAAGCGCAUUAUAUUAAUUAAAAAUAGGAGGAAAAGAAAUUAAGUACACGGGAGAAACGCGCGCCCGCCCGCGAACGAACGAUCGACACCAAUUAUUCGGCGGAUAUACAGCAUGCGGAAGCGAUCGGUGAUAUUUAGAGAGUUAUCGCGAUGCCAUAUUACGAUAAACGUCGCAUACCUAUAUCGACAAGUUAAUUGAAAAAGUAUCCAAAAAAAAAAGCAAUUACUGUUCACGGCUUCAAUCGUCUUAGACGAUCAAAAGAUAACAGUCGGCAAGCGUUAGGUAUAUAUCUUCAUUGACAUGUAUUGAAAGUGAGCCAACCAAUAAUGAUACUUCCAUAUAUACGAAUUAAAAUGAUCGAUAAUAUGAGUUGAAGAUUACGGAGGCUGCCGUGAUCUCCAUAUCAAUGUUUAUCGCAUCGGAAGUAUGUUAUCGCGAUAACAGCCUGUUGAAAAAUGUUUCGCACGACACACUUUUUACACAAAAAUCCACGUAACGUAGAGCGUGCUUCUUCUGCAACUGCGCUACGAUCGCACACACACGAGGAGCGGCGAUUGAAGGUGGAGGGGCGGGGGGACAAUGGAACACCCGAUCGGCCCGGAAAUCGGCUGUGAUUAGACCGAACGAAAGAGAGUAUAGUCGCAAGUUGCUUCCAUCGACGUCGAGAUUGAUUAAUGCGAUUAACGCUCGAUCGCGGCCGCAGCGUGCGAUUUUCGUGCCGAGAACCGAAGUUCCGCAAUAUCGAGAUUUACGUCGCGUCCCGCCCGCGCGCGAGCGCUCCAUCAGCGGGCACUUUUUUUAUCGAGUUUGCGCGAUGAUCCGACGAUCCGAGAGAGAGGCGCCGGGAGGACGUAUCCGAUAAACGGUACGUCGAUUUCGGUGAUGUCUGCUAGUUUAUCCGUUCCAUCGAGAGUACCAACAUGUGCGGAGAAUGAGUGAAGUGGUUGUUAUUAAAGGGAGGGGCUGAAACAGCGAGAGAGCAUGAGAGGGAUGAUUGAAAAUUGAGUAUGCAUGGCGCGUACGUGUGUGCGUGUGUAUGCGUGAGAGAGAGAGAGAGUGUGAAAGAGAAAGGAAGAGAGAGAGAGAGAGGAAGGGGGAGAAAAAGUACAGAGGCGAGAAGGGCGACGCGAUGUUAAAUUUAGUAACGAGUUUAUGAGAAUACGAAUAGACACGAUAGUGAUUUUAUUUAGCUCGGGAGGAAAAAAAAUACGCAGCAUUUGAUGUAAAGUAAAUUCAUUCUAAUCGUAGACCCAAGGCGCAGUAAUCGAAAUAGGAUAAUUUAAGCGUACCUUAAGGGAGAGAAGCGAGUCGUUGACGAAGGAAGGGCCUAUAUGGUGUUGGGUCUUGCCACGAUCCGAGACGGCGAAGCGAAUAGAGAAUAAAUUUUAUUCGAGUCGAGAUCGAGAACGCCACGAAGCGCGGCGCUUAUAGGGUCGAAUGAAAUUAAGCGUUUACGUAGCGGUCUAGUCCAUUCUUCUCGCGUGAUUAACGAGUAUAAUGUACAUAAAGUAAUAAAAAACGAUAAAAGAAUGCAACCGAAUCUAGAAGAGAAACGGCGAAUCGCGGCAGCGAAUUAGCGCGCAUAUCGUCGUACCUUUUUAUAAGCUGAUUUUGUAUUUAUUGAUUAAUUGCGGGGUUUAUAGAUGGUCACACACACACGAAUCACACACACACGUAAUUCUCAUCGUCUCUCGGUUCUCGUAAUGAUUUCCAACGAUAAGUGUUAAUUUAUUGACUGUGAAUAGAAAUAAACGAUGGAAGAGAUUCAAACGAGAA